AGACCUUUGAAUCUCUCAAAGCUCCGAUCGAAAUCCGGCCAAAAUGGUGAGUGAUAUUGAAGAUGAGAUCAGCGUCGAGAAGAAUCCUCUGCCGAUUGAGGAAGAUGAGAUCAGCGUCAAGAAGAAUCCUCUGCCGGAUGAUGAAGAUAAGAUCAGCGUCGAGAAGAAUCAUCUGUCGAUUGAUGAAGAUGAGAUCAGCGUCGAGAAGAAUCCUCUGCCGAUUGAUGAAGAUGAGAUCAGCGUCGAGAAGAAUCCUCUACCGAUUGAUGAAGAUGAUGAUAUCGCUCUGAGUCCUUAUAUUCUGUCUCAGUUGGUCUUUGAUAAGCUUGAUUUGCUAGGUGAAAUUAUUGAUGAGAUUGGCUAUGUGAGUGAAAAGCUCAAUGCUCAUUGUAUUGCUCACUGUGAUGGUGGUGAUAUUGGUGUGAACUCUGCUCCAAACAUUGUGCCUCCUAAGAAGCGACACUACCUUAGGACAAGCGACACUUUCAUGGCGAGAGAAAACAUUCCACUAGAGACUGUUUCAGACAAUUCACUACCAACACAAUUACAUGAGAACCUUCAUCAAUUACAAGAACUGGUGAAGAAACUUAAGGCUCGAAAUUUCCAGUUAGACGAGUCAAUUGUGGAGAAUUGUUGUGUAGAAGCUUAUGUUGUUGAUGAUGAUCAGCCAAAAAGGGUCUUAUGGACAGUGGAAGAAGAAACCAUGUUGAAGGUGGGAGUGGAGAGAUUUUCACCUACGAUCAGAAAAAACAUGCCUUGGAAGAAGAUAUUGGAGAUGGGAAAAGGAAUAUUUCACAAGACUCGCAAUCCCUCCGAUCUUAAAGACAAGUGGAGAAACAUGGUUAUAGCCGUCCCACUUUGUAGGCUGAGAGUUGCCAUAGGAUUUAAGAAACUUGCAGUGGAACUAAAGAAGUUACCAUUUCCUGUUCCGGUGAAGACAAACACAAGAGGGCAGAUUCCUAAUGGCAGCCCUUGGCUUGCAAUUUCUUCGUCUACAGAAAUCACAGCGGCUUUUGCUGCAGCCAAGGAGGAAUACAUAUACGAUGACCCGAGCGAGAGGAAAGGCGUUGAGUAUCCUAGACUUAGAUAUUCUGCAUCAAACAUGGACAAUUACAUUCAUCAGUCCAAGAACUUUUGAUUCAAAUUCAUCUUUGAUCAACACAGAAUCAUGUAUUCAACAAGAGCUUACUCAGUCCAAGUCCGUGUCAGAUGUCAAUAAAACCAGCUCUGCCUGCAUAUAUACCAAAUGCCAAUAAUCUUUUCCCAUGAUCUCCAACGAUGAGCUAUUUGAGGUAAUUACUUAAAAUAAGAUGUCAAUAAAACCAGCUAUGCCUG
Molecule: messenger RNA, 1335 nt
Organism: Arabidopsis arenosa
Lineage: Eukaryota; Viridiplantae; Streptophyta; Magnoliopsida; Brassicales; Brassicaceae
Source: the annotation of a GenBank genome assembly